Molecule: messenger RNA, 2253 nt
Organism: Penicillium macrosclerotiorum
Lineage: Eukaryota; Fungi; Ascomycota; Eurotiomycetes; Eurotiales; Aspergillaceae
Gene: rim8
Product: pH response protein PalF
Exons: 3
Coding region: 1-2253 (750 amino acids)
Biological process (GO): ubiquitin-dependent endocytosis
Cellular component (GO): plasma membrane; cytoplasm; cytosol
Molecular function (GO): ubiquitin protein ligase binding; protein-macromolecule adaptor activity
Source: RefSeq, a predicted model, not a curated record
AUGUCCUCCAUCCCUCCUCCCCCCAAGACCUCCACCGUGCCGGUCAGCCGGAAUCGCAACUCGUUCCUGUCCAAGUUUCGCUCCCCGCUAGGUAACCGCAACCGCAGUAUCACCGACUUCUACAUCGAACCCGACGACCCAUGGCGUUCAUACUUUCCGGGAGAUGUCAUCAAGGGUACGGUCAUCCUGACCGUUAUACGACCAGUACGCAUUACACAUAUAGUCGUUUGUUUACAUGGAUAUGUCAAGGUGUUCAAAAACGCAGUUCCCGCAGGAGAAACCAUCCCCGAUUUCGGGUUUCUGGGACCGGGACGGGGUCGUCGCGGCGCCGAGUAUAUGGGCAAUGGUCUCGCAACACUCUUCGAGGACGAAAUGGUCCUGUGUGGUGACGGACGUCUCAAAGAAGGCAUAUAUAAGUUUCGCUUCGAAAUGGGACUACCUCCCUAUGCGCUCCCCAGCAGCAUCAACUUCGAACGAGGCACCGUUGCGUACUCCUUAACAUCCACCCUUACCCGACCGACUACCAUGAACCCUACCAUGACCUGCCGAAGGCGAAUCAACCUUCUCGAGAAUAUCGAUAUUGCCCCCUUUCCCGCCCCAAAAGCCCGAAUUGUCACGCUUGAACCAGUUUCCAGGCGCUCCAAAUCCAAAGCCAAGGCCAAAUCAACCACCUCGGAACCUACCCCCGCAACCGACUCUUCCUCCAUAGAUACCCCAAUCAGCGCAGCAACCACUCCCGUGGAUAAUCGCCCACCUCUCAGUCCCUCACUUAGCAACGUGAGCUCUUCCAGUCGACCGAGUAACAGCAGCCAGAGUUUCCAUAUUGCCAGCGACCCAAGCUCCUCGACCAGCACAGGAGGUCGGAAUAGUGAAGGCCGCAGUGCCACCCCCUCCAUCUCCGAUAAAACAAUCACUGCAAAGGCCGAGGUUUUGCGCGCAGGCGUGCUUCCAGGAGAUGCUUUGCCCGUUAAAAUUACAAUCAACCACUGGAAACAGGUGCGCAGUGCGCACGGGAUCAUUGUGACCCUCUACCGACAAGGCCGUAUCGACCUUCACCCGGCUAUCCCCAUCGGUUCCACGGCAGCCGGAAAGAAACCCGUCUGCACUUUCCGCAAGGACCUCUCACAAACGUUUGCCCCGUUGAUAGUCGAUCCCACUACCAUGACCGCGGUUGUGAAGACAUCGAUUCGAGUCCCCGAAGAUGCAUUUCCUACUAUCACUCGUGUACCGGGCUCGAUGAUUAAUUUCCGAUAUUAUGUCGAGGUUGUUGUAGACCUACGGGGCAAAAUCACUUCACCUGAUCGCUUCCUCCCACGAUUCAACAUGGUGUCGGGCGGCAGCACGUUCUCGCCCAGCGGCCAAAUUCUGAACCCAGCGGAUGCAAAUGGGAGUGGCAUCACAGCCAAUUGGGCAGGAAACAUCCUGGAUACUGAUCAAGUUCGCCGUGAGAAGGGCGUUAUUUCCGUUGCAUUCGAGGUGGUUGUGGGUACCCGGGAUUCCCAGCGUGGCCAAGCUACCCUCGAGCGGACGUCGUCCGCUACUGCCGAAUCAGCCAUCCAUAUUGCACCGUUAGCAUCCUCGGUCGUGAUCAAUCCGGUAGAUGGGGAAGACUGGCCCGAAGCAAGCCCAAUGCCGAACAAUCAUGAAUACAAUGGCCAAGAAGACUACGGUUUCCCUGACGAGACUCAUUGGUCAGAGUAUCCUGAGGAUUACUCCCAAUCGUUCCAUCCCAGUGGCUCCAUGACAGCACACCCGGAAGUGGAGGAGCCACUGGACGAGAAAACUAGGCUGCGAUUACAUGAAGAGGGCCUUCUACCCAGCCAGCCCCCAGAAGAGGACGAGGCAGGACCGUCCAAUGCUGAACUGGAAAUGCCGACCGCCCCCGUCUUACCAGACGAUCACCACCUGCAGGACUAUCAGCACCUACCUACACCAGUUGCCGAUGAUGUCCCCCAGGCCGUCCGGUCUGCAGAGUCUUUACAGACGGUGGUCAUCAAUGGCCAAGCUCCAGAACCUGCCGAAGCUUCUGUCCCAGGGGAAGAUAAGCAAGAGUUGGAGCGGCAACGGCUCCUGGCGGAAGCGAGUGCGCCUAGUGCACCUCCCCUCGAGGAGAUCAAUGGCGAUUCUGGUGAAGGCCCCAGUACUCCCAGUGCUCCAGUUGCUUCUCCCACGGCUCCAGUCUUCGACGAGGACGACCAGCUAGUAGGCGGAGUGGCGCAUGCGGACGAGUCUCUCCCUCGGUAUCAGCGAUAA